Molecule: messenger RNA, 1419 nt
Organism: Melampsora larici-populina 98AG31
Lineage: Eukaryota; Fungi; Basidiomycota; Pucciniomycetes; Pucciniales; Melampsoraceae
Exons: 10
Molecular function (GO): FAD binding; oxidoreductase activity
Source: RefSeq, a predicted model, not a curated record
CUAACCAAAGCCAAAGUUGAAUCAGUAUUUCCCAACGAUGCACAGUAUGGUGUGGUAUCCAAACCAUAUAACCUUAGGUUCGACUAUAAGCCUGCUGCAAUUUCUUUUCCCAAGACAACGGAAGAAAUCGUGGCAGUCGUUACUGCCGCUGCAGCCGAGGGCAUACCAGUCUCAGCCAAAUCAGGUGGCCAUUCUUACGCAGCUUACGGUCUCGGGGGGAAAGAUGGAUUUCUUGUUGUCGACCUGUCAAAAAUGAAGGGUUUAACAGUUGAUUCUAGCGGCAUUGCCGACAUUCAAACUGGAAAUCUCUUGGGUGAUGUAGCACAAGGUCUAUUCAAAUCUGGUGGAAAAGCAAUUCCUCAUGGAACUUGUCCUUAUGUUGGUACUGGCGGCCACUCGGCUUUUGGCGGCUUUGGGUUCACUUCACGUAAAUGGGGGCUGAUGCUGGAUGUUGUGGUUGGUCACGAGGUGGUUCUGGCCAAUGGUUCAGUCGUCAAUACUUCUGAGACCGAAAACCCAGAUUUGUUUUGGGCUUUACGUGGCGCCGGAGCUUCGUUUGGGAUUGUUUCUUCCCUCAAAGUCAAGACUUAUGACGCACCUUUGAUCAUGACCUUUUUCUCUUUCGCUUGGAACUUUUCUUCGGCCGAGGAACUAAGUCACGCGAUUAUUUCUUAUCAACAAUUUUGUAUCGAAGCAGAACUGUCCGAUGAAAUUGGAAUGGAAGUCAAUAUUGGAAUGGGCGACACAAAGGGUCAAGUACAAUUUCAACUUUUGGGUACUUUGAUUGGAGCAAGUUCUGACUUGGAUCCCCUAGUUUCACCAUUACUAUCAAAGUUGCCAAACAACCCAGAAAAAACUAUCAAUCAAACCGACUGGCUUACCAGCUUGGAACUUUUGGCAGCUCCUCAGCCUUUAACGCCAACAGCCGCUUCCCUUCAAUCAAACACCGACACAUUUUACGCAAAGAGUCUUGUCACACCCCAAGCGCAACCUGCCACCAACGAAAGUAUCAAAGCUUUAUCAAAUUACUUCUUUAACCAGGGAAUGUCAACCAGUCUUAACUGGUUUGUUCAACUUCAACUAUACGGUGGAAAGGGAUCUUUCAUAAAUUCAGUACCUCAAGAAUCCUCAUCAUACCUCCACCGUUCAUCACUAUGGACAAUUCAACUCUACGCAAGUACUGGAUCAAACAAAACUGCAUUUCCAUCUGACGGUUUUGAGUUCAUUGACUCAAUGGCAGACAGUAUCGUCACAAACAAUCCAAAAGAUUGGGCAGGGGGAUACUUGAAUUACGUCGAUGACAAAUUGGCCGACGAUGUCUGGCCUCGCUUCUAUUAUGGAGAACAUUACGAGCGGCUAACACAGAUAAAAUCAAAAUACGAUCCACAAAACCUGUUUCGCUACCCUCAAGCAGUCCAA